UAUUCUAUGAUUGCAAAAAUAAUUUAGACUGCUGGAACAAGCAUAUAUGACAUAACAUACUACGUGUCAUAAUGAAGCCGAUUAAAGGACAGUUCGACAUAAUUUUACAUAAAAAAUGUAUCAUCUAAGGCUACCGAUGCAAUUCCUACUCUGUAUUCCUAACCCCGCCCACUCGAGUUUCUGGGCCUUUCAGCGCCGCCUGUCUCGCUUCAGCCAUCAGCGCGCGAUAGUUACUCCGGUCUUCCGCCUAUCCCUGCAGAUACGCGUCACGUCCUCAACAAAAAAAUGGCGCAAAAUUACGAAAAGUUUAGCAGCCCAGGGAAGGGAAAUGGAUUGCGAGCAACAAAGGACCUCAGCCUGGGAUUACUGUUAGGCAGCGAGAUGCCUUAUGUGUACACUCUAUGCCGCGAAAAGAGCAAAGUGAAUGCGUGUGAUCACUGCUUGCGCAGGCAGGACAAAUUGCUGAGAUGCUCCCAGUGCAAAUUUGCCAGAUACUGUGAUUCCCGUUGUCAGAGGGAUGCUUGGAAAGAUCACAAGAGGGAAUGCAUUUGUCUUAAAGACGUCUCACCCAAUGUCCCAACUGCUUUAGUCCGAUUGGUUGGAAAAAUCAUUUUUAAUCUGCUACAGCAACCCGUCUGCCCUUCAGAAGACCUGUAUUCCAUAUAUGAUCUUGAAUCUCAUAUCAAAGAACUAAGUCAAGAUAUCAAGGAAGGCCUAGGGCAUCUUGCUACUACAUUACAGCUCUACUUGAAGAAGGAAAUUCAGGAUGUAUCCCAGCUGCCACCCGGUUUCAACAUUCUUGAGUACUUCGGCAAAACAGCGUGA
Molecule: messenger RNA, 825 nt
Organism: Bombina bombina (fire-bellied toad)
Lineage: Eukaryota; Metazoa; Chordata; Amphibia; Anura; Bombinatoridae
Product: histone-lysine N-methyltransferase SMYD3
Exons: 6
Coding region: 286-825 (179 amino acids)
Cellular component (GO): nucleus
Source: RefSeq, a predicted model, not a curated record